AUGAAAAUUUCAUUUAUCGUAUUAUUAUGUAUCGCGCUCUUCGUUUCAACAUUUGUUUUGGCAUUACCAGCUCCUCAAUCCACACAAGGUUCUUCUAGUAGUAGUGGUAAACGUCCAAGUCGUCCAAAGCCGAGUCUUACACCUUCAACUUCUCAAGGAGAGGCGUCGCAACCUGAAUCUCAAAUUAAUGUUACUGCACCAACAUUGAACCAAUGUUUUAAACCGAAUUCAGAUAUUACUGUUCGCUGGACUACUUCACUUACUGAUGAUAAACUACUUAUCAAAAUACUAUCGUAUGAUAAUCCUUCAUUUAGUCUUGGCUUAGAUCACAAUAAUGUUGUUGCGGCGUCUGCUGGACAAUUCACAAUAAAAACCACCGCCGAUUGGCCUAUUGGAUCAUAUACGGCAAUGGUUCAAUUAGAAAGUAAUGAAGAAGUAUAUGGAGCUAGUGAACGUUUUAAUAUUUGUAAUUCGACGACGCAAAGUACGAAAAAAACGUCAGACAGUUAA
Molecule: messenger RNA, 510 nt
Organism: Dentiscutata heterogama
Lineage: Eukaryota; Fungi; Glomeromycota; Glomeromycetes; Diversisporales; Gigasporaceae
Source: the annotation of a GenBank genome assembly